GCAGGGUAGAUGCUCGGAUGAAGACAGUUACAAGCUAGGCAAAUCUCUUCAACACCAGCUUAAACAAUCCUCAGUCAAACCUAGUAGGGUAAUAUCCAUAGGUUUAAGAGGAUCGGACCGUUUAAACGGAAAGCUGGUCCAGUACCCCCCUGAACGGGGGAUUACCGGGAUCUAACAAGCCUUUAAAAAGGAGUUCCACAGUACUGCAGUAAACCCUUUUGAAAUAAAAGAUCAUGAAUUCAAAUUCUGUUAAUGAUGGUACUGCAGCCUCAGAAUUGGACUAGUAGGCCUAGUACUUUUUCCAGCAGGAUUGCACCAAAAAGAAAUAGAUUGUAGGUUCAGUGUGCAGUGGCCCAGAGUCUCCGUUGGCUGGCGAUGUAUUGUUUGGGUAAUAUUUAAUCCUAAAGCUCACCACUGCCCUGCUUACUCUGCAUUUCUGGGUAUGCCAUUUCCCGAAAGCUUAACUUCCUCUAACGGAACAAAAAUAAGUCUCUGGUCCAACAACAGUUCCUCUUUUAGAGAUGGGUGAAUGCACGAAUAUGUUUUUCCUCAAUUUUGCAGUCAGGAAGAAAAGGCUUUACUUUACUUAAAGAUACAUUUAUAAAGUUUAUCUGAAGGGUUUCAUAAUUCCAAUUCCUGAAUGAAUGCUGCAAUGUGAGUCAUAUUUUUUGUUAAGUGGAACUUGUUGCUUAACAGUAACCCAUGUAUUAGGAUGUGCAUCUGUCUCAGUGGUUUGUGCCACGUCCUGUUUUAAAGGACUGACCAACUUAAAGACGGACAGUGAAAGUUUUCCAGUUGGUCAAGGUGUCUGCAGACGCUGUCACUGCGCCACAUUUGAGCCUGAAUAUGAGAUAUAACAGAAAUGUCCGAGAGAUCAGUGGAGAGGAAGAGGAGAGUCAGGUGGAGAUCUUAGAGGAGGAAGAGCAUCACGCUGAUCUCGGGCCACAAAGAGCCGGACCAAACACUCAAAACCAGCCUGCAGCCAACAACAGAAGGCGUCUCAAAGCUGCUGCAGUGACUCUGGGAGGGUUUUAUCUUCUGAUAUUGGCUGCACUCUUCAUUCGCUUCACUUUGCUGAAGAGCAACUACACUCAGUUACAGGAUGAAGUAAAGCAGCUGAAGAACAGAAUUAAAGUCACUUUGCUGCAGACCAGAUACGACCAACUGAGCAACAACUACAGUCAGUUACAGGAUGAAGUAAAGCAGCUGAAGAACAGAACUGAAGAUAAAAUCUGUCCUGAUGGAUGGACGAGAUCUGGAUGCAGUUGUUACUUUAAAUCUAAAGAGAAGAAGAAGUGGGAGGACAGCAGAGAUGACUGUCAGCAGAGAGGAGCACAUCUGGUCGUCAUUAACAACGAAGAGGAACAGAAGUUCGUCAUCGAGCUGAGUAAGGAUGGAGAGUCCUGGAUCGGUAUACUGAAUGAAAUGUCACAUUGGAUCUGGCAUUGGGUGGACGGAUCAAAGCUGCCAAGAACGUACUGGCCAGAUUCCCAAAAUUAUGAUGGCCAGAUGUUUGAUUACUACGAUACCUGGCACGCUUCAUCAUGCUGCGAUCAACAAGGAAAAUGGAUCAGAGUACACGGUCGUGAGGAUUUAAAGGACUGGAUCUGUGAGAAAAAGAUGAACUGAACUCUCUGAUGGCGGGUUGGGGGGGGGGGUAGUGUUGGGAUCAGCUUUGUUAAAUCAGACCAAUUCUCUAACAUGGGUCAGCUGUUUAUUCUGUGUUGCUAAGUAACCUGGAUUCCAGAGAUCUUGUUCCUCUGCCCUUCAUAGUGCCCAAUCUGGUUAGAAGUCAUGUGUCCUGACUCUGUAGUCCUACAGGAUUAUUACAAUAAAAGAUAAUAACAACAUGGAUUAGCAGCUUGUCUCUACCUUGGUUCAUGUAGUUGAUUAUAACGUUUGGAGUCAGUUAGUUAGAAGUUGUUCCUUAGAAAUACCCCCCCACACACACCUCCAUCUUCCUCCCAGACCCGUCCCCACAACCA
This is a messenger RNA of Etheostoma cragini (Arkansas darter), 1985 nucleotides long. Its product is annotated as CD209 antigen-like protein E. The record is from RefSeq and is a predicted model, not a curated record. The coding region runs from base 847 to 1629 and encodes 260 amino acids. The transcript is spliced from 7 exons. Lineage: Eukaryota; Metazoa; Chordata; Actinopteri; Perciformes; Percidae.